AUGGGAUGGUUGUCAAAGGCCUUAGCGGCCAAGUCGGAAGCCGAGAGGGCUGAGCUGAAGUCCUCGUCAGGUGACUUUCCGCGUUUUGACCGCAUCUUGGCUGCGGCGUUUUGUCGUCCAGAGCACCUCAGGUCUUCUUUUGGGGUUCGUUUGAACGCGUACUUGGAUGAAUGUGAACUGGGGGGUAGUGAAGUAAGGGGUAGGGUCAUGUUGAAUUAUGUAGCCCGCGAGUAUGACACCGACAGGAACUCUGGGGCGAUCAUGACAGCAUUAGAGCUCUACAACUUACCUGCACCUCAGGACAAUGCAUCAGCUUUGCGACAAUGGAGAGAUAAAUCAGAGCUUCAAGAACUUCUUCAAGGACCUUCCGAGGCCUCUGAACCUUCAGAAGCUGUAUUUGCGCCACGCGCGGGCGGUGAAGAGGGUGACGAGGAAGACGAAGUUUGGGUUGAUGGUUUGCCACCAAAUCAUUUGAUGACUCACUUACCCAAGAGUAACCAGUGUGAUACUUGUUUGAGGGCGAAGUUGUAUGAAGCACCUCAUAGGAGACGUGAAAACCAAAGGGAUGUGUUGAAAGAUGCUAGAUCAAGGGAAGACCCCAAGGGACCCAUGGAAAGAGUUGCAGUAGAUUUUGUCAUCGCUCAGGACUUAGUCAGUCAAACCGGUGAAAAGGUAGCAUUGGUUUCAGUAGAUAAAUAUUCAGGGAUGAUCGGUGUCCAUCCUUGUGAAGACCGGAGCUCCGAAGAAGCUGAGAAGGCCAUGAGGCACUUCUUUGGGACUAAGGCCAUCGAAACGGUUGAAGUUGGGGAUGACAGGGGAAUGGGCCCGAUUGACAGCUUAGUUCCGCCGCCCGAACUGGAAGAUAUCCAGGGCGAAAGGGACUUGGAACGGGAAGGUGACGAUGAACGGGACAAAGGACCUGUGUCAGGAAUUCCUGACGAAAGGGCGUCGGACAUUGAGGCAAGACUUUCUCGAGGUCCCGAACCUGCGCCUCGCGCGGUUGGGGUGGAGGAGGAAGCAGAGGAUCAGGGAAGUUCUGGGUACGCCGCAACUACCCCAAUUGAUUCUGAAAUCGGAGAUUUUGAGUUUGAGGACCCUGAUGCUAUUCAGAUCUCCGAGGACAAAGAUGUCCAAGAAGUUCCAGAAAUGUCUGGGGCAAUGGUUAAUUUGAAUGCCGCAACCUUAGAUGAGGAGUUCAGGCAGAGCCUCCAGGAACGGAGGGACCAAUCUCGAAAGAUGGUUUCAAGCUUCUCGGAGUUGACGGAUUUGGCUGUGGAGAAAGAGAUCCAACAGGACCCAAAGGCCAUUGAGUCCAUCAGGAAAGAGGUUGAAGACAUCAGGGCAAUGGGCGUCUGGGACGACAACAGUGUGACUGAGUACGAACAGGUGAAAAGCCAGGCCAAGAGGAACGGUGAAGAGAUUCACUUGGCUGAGGGGAUGGGACUUAAGACGAUUGAGGGUUUUCCUUCACUGUGGUGGGAUGCAACCACGCGCGUGCUGGUGGCCGCAUAUGUGGAUGACAUCGUUUGCGCAGGAGGGGCAAAGGAAGUUGAAUUGUUUUGGGUUUCUUUGAAGAAGAAAAUCGAGAUCGAUGGGGUUGAAGUUCCAGGGAGGUAUUCAGGACGAGACCAUGACAUCCGUAGUAUUGAGAAUGGUAAGACCAUGUUCAUGUCCAUGGAAAAGUACUGUAGAUCAGCGGUUGAUUUGUACCUUCAACAUGUUGGAGCUGUUGCAUUAAAAUCUGUUUCAACACCCUAUCUCAGUGACUCUGAGCUGAAUGUGAACGAUUGGGAGUCACAAGGGUUUCUCGGUGAAAAGUCAGCUUCAAUUUUAAUGAAGAUAUUGUGGCUUGCCCGACUAAGCAGGCCAGACCUGUCACACGGUGUGACAAAACUGGCUUCAGGAACCAGUCGCUGGUCGGUAAACCACGACAAGAUGCUUCACAGGUUGGUAAGUUACAUGAAUGCCACUGCUGACUACGGGGUUCACUGUUUUGUCAACGGCAACCCAUCGGAUAUCUCUUUGCAUCUUUACACGGAUGCAGAUUUGGGGGGUGAUGUAUGCACAAUGAAAUCUCACACUGGGAUAUUUCUUUGCAUUGAAUGCCCGAACGGAACACUCUUCCCAAUAUCUUGGUCAUCCCGUCGACAGCAAUGCGUUUCCAAAUCAACCACAGAAUCUGAAUUGGUUGCUUUGAAUGAUGGAUUAUAUGGUGACGCGCUCCCAGUUCAAACAGUUCUUCAACUGAUCUUUGAAAGGGAUAUUCCUUUGGUUCUCCACGAAGACAACCAGGCAUGCAUUCAAAUUUUGAAUGCAGGUUACAGCGCUAGAUUAAAAUCCAUGAAUCGAACGCACAAGUUGUCAAUCGCCGCGAUUUCCGAAACAAUUAAGGACCUGAAUCUCGAACUGAGGUAUACUGUUUCUGAAGAACAGCUUGCAGACUUGUUUACUAAGGUUUUGGCCCGUGUGAAAUUCACCGAGGCACUCCGAAAGCUAAGAAUCGGACCGGCUUCUCUCACCUUUUGA
Molecule: messenger RNA, 2526 nt
Organism: Cladocopium goreaui
Lineage: Eukaryota; Dinophyceae; Suessiales; Symbiodiniaceae
Source: the annotation of a GenBank genome assembly